AUGGACGAGGCUGCAGUUAAAGUCCGCCAGAAGCCAGUGGAAGGACAGAAGACAGUCUCUGACCCCAGUGUGGCUGAAACAAGCCAGAUAAGUCCCCAGAAGCCAGUGGAAGGACAGAAGACAGUCUCUGACCCCAGUGUGGCUGGAAACAAGCCAGAUAAGGCUGCAGUUAAAGUCCGCCAGAAGCCAGUGGAAGGACAGAAGACAGUUUCUGACCCCAGUGUGGCUGGAAACAAGCCAGAUAAGGCUGCAGUUAAAGUCCGCCAGAAGCCAGUGGAAGGACAGAAGACAGUCUCUGACCCCAGUGUGGCUGGAAACAAGCCAGAUAAGGCUGCAGUUAAAGUCCGCCAGAAGCCAGUGGAAGGACAGAAGACAGUCUCUGACCCCAGUGUGGCUGGAAACAAGCCAGAUAAGGCUGCAGUUAAAGUCCGCCAGAAGCCAGUGGAAGGACAGAAGACAGUCUCUGACCCCAGUGUGGCUGGAAACAAGCCAGAUAAGGCUGCAGUUAAAGUCCGCCAGAAGCCAGUGGAAGGACAGAAGACAGUCUCUGACCCCAGUGUGGCUGGAAACAAGCCAGAUAAGGCUGCAGUUAAAGUCCGCCAGAAGCCAGUGGAAGGACAGAAGACAGUCUCUGACCCCAGUGUGGCUGGAAACAAGCCAGAUAAGGCUGCAGUUAAAGUCCGCCAGAAGCCAGUGGAAGGACAGAAGACAGUCUCUGACCCCAGUGUGACUGGAAACAAGCCAGAUAAGGCUGCAGUUAAAGUCCGCCAGAAGCCAGUGGAAGGACAGAAGACAGUCUCUGACCCCAGUUUGACUGGAAACAAGCCAGAUAAGGAACUUUUACAGAAAACUGACAUUCUCCCAAGCAAACAUGGCAGUACAAAAAAAUCUAUUAACAAGAAUUAUGGUCCACGCUGGCAAGGAGCAGACCCCUCCAAAAAUAUCUCAGUAAAAAGACUAAAAAUUAAUCCACAGGCCCCAAAAGGUAGCAAAAUGACUGCCUUACUCCAUCCACACCAUUGGCUUAGCAGUGAUGACAUUGAUUUUGCAUCUUACUUGCUUGCAAAUGAGUACCCACACAUCGAUGGCUUUCAGUCAACUCUUUUAUUCAGUGUUUUACAUAAUGGAGGUGUUGUGGGUACUCCAAGCGGGCAGUUUGUACAAAUUCUACACACUGGGGGCAACCACUGGGUAACUGCUAGCAACCUGUUUUGCCCAAAAAAUCAGGUUUGCAUAUACGACAGUCUAUCAACCGUGAUGUACAACAAAGAAAAACAAAUCCUGUCUUGGUUGCUUAGGCCAGUGGAAGACCAAUUUUUGGUUACUUACCCUGUUGUCCAACAACAGUCAAAUUCUAGCAACUGUGGCUUGUUUGCAAUAGCAUUUGCUUUUGUAUUAUGCUGUAACCUGAGGCCAGAAAACUGCCAGUUCCGCGAGGGUAGAUUGAGAGCAGAACUUGUAUCUUCUUUCCAGAAGGGACGAAUGCUUUUCAAAACAGAGCCAAGACUUAACAAGGCAAAAUCCACACAAACACUUGUGAAUGUGUACUGCUUAUGCAGGACUGCACACUGCAAUGAAGUCAUGGUUGAAUGUACUUCAUGCAAGAGGUGGUAUCAUCCGAACUGUGCACAGAUACCCCAAAAUGCAAUUACUGGGGAUGAUGACUGGCACUGCCCCAAUUGUACUGGCAAAAUCUAA
Carassius auratus (goldfish) is the source of this 1698-nucleotide messenger RNA. RefSeq lists its product as uncharacterized. Gene Ontology annotation, molecular function: cysteine-type peptidase activity. NCBI's taxonomy places the organism in Eukaryota, Metazoa, Chordata, Actinopteri, Cypriniformes, Cyprinidae. The record is from RefSeq and is a predicted model, not a curated record. The coding region runs from base 1 to 1698 and encodes 565 amino acids. The transcript has 12 exons. Gene Ontology annotation, biological process: proteolysis.